AUGACUUCUCUCAUCGGUUCAUCCAAGCGACAUUACUUUCGUUUCUGGGAUUAUCUCUCUGAAGAGGUGAAAAAGAAAGGUGUACAAGACUCACCUACCAUGAUCGAGCCCAAGCCCGAUCUCGACCAAACACCCCAAGACAGCGUCGCUGAGACUGAUCGUUCGACCCCAUCCGACCAGCCAGCGAAGCCUCAGGCCAUUUCACCACAGCAGGAACUCAAUGACGUCUCGCCGUGCGAUUACCCUAUCGUUGAGCAAAUUUUACGACUUGGGGUUGAACGAUUGACGCUGGGUCCUUCAACAGCUGAGAAGAGGGCUCGGCGAGGAUGCGUUAUUGAUGAUGCUCAACCUGCUGCCAAGCGUCGUAAGCUUUCCGACGGCCGUUCCUUUCAUCUUUAUUACAAGGGUCGUAGAGGUUGA
Molecule: messenger RNA, 420 nt
Organism: Fusarium proliferatum ET1
Lineage: Eukaryota; Fungi; Ascomycota; Sordariomycetes; Hypocreales; Nectriaceae
Exons: 1
Coding region: 1-420 (139 amino acids)
Source: RefSeq, a predicted model, not a curated record